GACCAACCAAAGCCAAAGGGAUACCAGCUUUAAGUCUUCAAGUCGUUACAAACCUAAACACAAAUCUACAACCAUGCACAAGAACACCAUUUGGUACGGAGCUGUGCUCUUAGUCGUCUACUUUACCCUGGUAUUUUGCGAGGAGGCGAAGAACGAGGAACCUGCAGCAGAACUGGAUAACCAAGCCGGGGAUACCUGGGAGAAUCUCGGCCGGGAAUUGAUGGAGUUCGAGGGACGCACUCGCCGCCAUCGCCACCACAUGUUCUGGUAUCGUCACCUGUGGCCCUUGGCUAUUGCUUACUGGAUCAAGGUGAAAGUUGUUAUCGUUUCCUUCUUCGUGGGCAGCGCCAUUUAUUUGGGUCUGCGCUACUUCUGGCCCCAUGCCAGGUGCAACCAGGAGAUCAUCCUUGAUCAUCCACCAUCAUCCUUCUCCCAUCACGAUCACAUUCCUUACUCCCUGGACCACGAUCACUCGGAUCACUAUGAUGGCCCCACUUCCUUUGACUCCAGUGCCAGCUUUGAACCAUAUUCCGGAUAUAGCAGCUAUGCUGGUUCUGACAUUGUCUCUGAUGUGCACAGCGACUACCAUAGCGAAUCUCCCUCGGGUCCAACUGGCCCUGUAGAUACCCGUCGCCGCGGAAGGCGAAGCACUGAAGAUCAGGCCCAUUUGAUUCAGGAGGAGGAGCAGCAGGAGGAUGAGCAAGUGGAGAUUGUGGAUGAGGAGAUUUCAGAGAGUGUGGCUCGUCAAAUGCCAGCCGAAGAGCAGAUUGCCGACUUUAUGUUUGCCUUUUUGGGUCUGGACUCAAAGGCCUGCCGUCGCCGCUUUGUGUGUGAAAUGGAGUUCCGUUCCAAGUUGAAUCCCAUGACCAGCAUGGCCUUCCGCAUUGUGGGUCGUGGAUUCUUUGAAAAGUACACCAAUGCCAGGAACCCUAAUGCCAGAGCAACAAACUUUGGUGAAUGUGCUGCUGUCAAUCCAGAGUGCAUUUUCGUGGAAAACGAGAAUCCAGAGGCAGAGGCAAAUCAGGAAGAGCAACAACCAGAAGAAGAGGAGCAGCAGCAGGAAGAUCACCAGCAAGAAGAGCAGGCAGCCACCGAGGAAACAGCAGUCGAGGAUUCCCAGAACGAAAUCAACCUUAAAGCUGAGAGGCGACAUGCCAGACACAAGAAUCGCAAACUCAGCACCAUUGCAGAGCACAUCCUGAUGCAGUAGAACAGUCGUGU
This is a messenger RNA of Drosophila eugracilis, 1221 nucleotides long. RefSeq lists its product as uncharacterized. NCBI's taxonomy places the organism in Eukaryota, Metazoa, Arthropoda, Insecta, Diptera, Drosophilidae. The transcript has 4 exons. The coding region runs from base 74 to 1210 and encodes 378 amino acids. The record is from RefSeq and is a predicted model, not a curated record.